UAAGACAAUGUUGCUUAAGGUGAUGGGAUGCAAUUGCUACUCAUUAAAUUAUUUAGUGUGGAUAUCAGAUCUUUGUUUCUUUGUUAGUUAUGGCGAACACUUCUUGUCCCAUUGAACUGGAGCCUAGGACACUGAAUCAAGUGCAGCUCACUCAAGCAAGGGAAGUAGCUGCAAAGGUAGUUCAAAAGUUGGAACCGUGUGAAGCAUCAGCACUGUUUAUUGAGGGGCUGAUGCAUCCAAUACAGGAGGUGAUGCAUAUGGAUGAAAAUGGAAGCCUAGCUGAGAAGCUUGUUGAUUGCAUGAAGAAGGCUGAGUCCAUCCCUGAUGACAAAGCUUGCCAUUGCCAAUGCUCGUGCGCUGCUGAAAACCCAUUUAAAGAACCACUUUCUGCACCGUUUUGAUUAAUGCUUUAUUACUUUACAUACGGGUGGUGUCAAUGCAAAUAUUGCUAAUAAAGUGCAGGUUUCAUACGUUGUUCCUUUUAUUA
Glycine soja is the source of this 487-nucleotide messenger RNA. RefSeq lists its product as uncharacterized. NCBI's taxonomy places the organism in Eukaryota, Viridiplantae, Streptophyta, Magnoliopsida, Fabales, Fabaceae. The coding region runs from base 90 to 401 and encodes 103 amino acids. The record is from RefSeq and is a predicted model, not a curated record. The transcript is spliced from 3 exons.